UGGUCGGGUCAGGUCAACUCGAUCCGAAACGGGUCAAUAAUCCGGAAAUGUAGUCUUGUGUAGUCAAAUGAAAAAUGCCGUCAUCAUACAUGAGAAGAGACAGCCUAUGGGAGACCCAGCUGGAGUAUAGAGAAACUGAACCCGGGCAGAGGACAUGACUUCUCGCUGCAAAAUGUCACUGUGGACACACAAGCCGGUGGCUGUGUAACUAACGUUGGUAGCAGAGCAGACACUGUAGCCUGCUAACAUUAGCAGCGACUGGUGUUGCAUACAAGAGCAGAGCCGGGGAAUAAUGGGAGCCAGAGGUGGAGGUGCAGGCAACACUGGAGCCGCUGUGUAGCUCACACAGAGAUGUGCUGUGAAUGUAACACCGAUGGAAAUACAAGGGUGGCUCGAAUAGCAAACGUUAACUAGCCAGCCAAUGCUGCAGCUUGAUGUGAGCUUUAUUUCCUUUCACGGUGCGAGCCCUACCGACUCGUUGAGAACGGCAUGCGAGAGGUGAGUGAGACUGGACACAGCUGCUAACGUGUGCCAAUGGCUUCGGCCAGGACUGCUCAUGAAUGAGAAAAAAAAACGUCACCGCUGCUGCUCUGCGUUAGCCAGCUAGUUAGCUAACAGCAUGUCGGCAUAACGGUUUAUCUUGCUAUAAAAGACACUCUUCGUGCCCUGAUGCUCAGAAACCAACGUAGAGAGGAUAAACACCGGCUAUGCCUCUACUCCAUUUAACGUCCACUGUGCUCUCUGUUUUAAUUCAGCUAACGUAUAGCCGAUAGUUUGGUGUCAGCUAGCUUCAAAGAAGAAUGUAGCUAGCUAUAGCGUAACAGCUCGGUUUCAUCUCAACAGACAAGACAGCUGCACCGCUCGUGACCUGCUGUUUGCAAUGUGCACACUUGCAUCAGCUGAAAGUUAAUAGUAUGUAGUGUUAGCAAUGUAAGAGGCCUCUCCGGCCAGUCCUCAUUGCCUUUCUACAGUGUAGUCAAGUGAAGCAUUAGCCGAAUAGUAACGUUACGCUGCCUGAUGCCUCGGUAGGUGCCUACUGCAGGCUCCUCUGGAUCAUCCUACCAGUCAGUUCCACGUUGUCUGACGGAAGGAGGAGGCGGUUAAGGAAGAAUAGAGUUUCAGCUGGUAACAUUUGUGAGAAGAGCAACAGUUCCCUCCCUCUGCCCAUCCUCCCUCUCUGUUCAGUCAGCAAAGCUUAACUUACUACAGUCGAAAGGGAGGCAUGACAGAUCUGUAUAGGCUGCUCCGAGUUCAGGUAACGUUACGGGUUGCCCUUCGUGGAAUUGAGUUUGACACUCCUGCUGUACAGUAUUGGAAGAAAAAACAGAAGGAUGUUGGCUGAAGGGUAAUAUCCAAGGAGUCACAUUCCCUCAACCCAAAGUGACCCCCCUCCCUUUUUUUACUACACUGCACUUUUGCAACUUCCCCUUGCUUGACUUUAUGUGACCUGUCUUAGGUCCUUUCUGUAUGGGAUUUCAUGGAAUGCAUGCAUUCCACAGUAGGAUUAUGUGAAUUAAUUUUAAAUUGGACAAUCCUCCUCCUGAUACCCUCCUGACUAAAAGAUAGGAUGAGUCAAAUUUGAAGAAAUUACAAUGUGAUCGGAGAUCGACUUCCUGCCCAUCUGAGAUUGCCACCUCAGAUUCUCCCUCUGGUUCCAACACUUGUUCCCUACCUGCAGCCUUUUCCACGACCCCAUCCCUUUUCUAGUGUCAUUGGGCCAUGGUUCGCAAGAAAGGUUCUCUUAUACUAUGCGGUGCUUUCCUGUUUGUCGCCUGGAAUGCUUUGCUUCUACUUUAUCUUUGGGGUCGUCCUCCCAUCGGCCGCCUCGGAGAAGGUGGUGGAGCAGAACCAGGAGGACAGGAGGAGUGGGGCGUGGGCAAAGGGAAAGGAGGCCGGGUCAACCUGGCUGGGGAGGUGAUCCGACUGGCAGAGGAGGUUGAAGUUCAGCUUGAGACCCAGAAAAAGCUACUGAAGCAGAUUGAAAGUCACAGGGCAGUGUGGGCUCGGCAGAAAGAAGUCGGGAAAAGAGAAACUGAGGAUAAAAAAGAUGUCAAACAAGUGGUUGUCCACCAGCCACAGAAGCCUUCGCCUCCUCCAAAAGACAGUGUGGAUGAUCGGGACCAAAAUCAAAUAAAGCCUACACAGAAGCCUGUUCAUACAGUAACUUCAGACUCCAAGUUAGAACAGCUUCAGGGCACUGAAAAAAAGGAAGAGAUUGGUGUGAACAAUGAACUGGCGACUUCGGUUGCCAGCCCAGAUGUCAUCAUACCCAUCCUAGUUAUUGCUUGCGACCGAGUGACGGUAAAACGGAGCCUCGACAGACUGAUACAAUACCGCCCUUCUCCAGAACAAUAUCCGAUCAUUGUCAGCCAAGACUGCGGCCACGCCGAGACAGCUCGUGUGAUCAGUUCUUAUGGCGAUCAAGUGAGGCAUAUAAGACAACCGGACCUGUCGGACAUCAGAGUUCGGCCAGAGCACAGGAAGUUCCAGGGCUACUACAAAAUUGCUCGACAUUACCACUGGGCACUCAACCAAGUGUUCUACAAGUUCUUCCAGUCUACUGUGGUCAUAGUGGAGGAUGACCUGGAGGUGGCUCCAGACUUCUUUGAGUAUUUCCGAGCCCUGUACCCCAUCCUGCGCGCUGACCCCACCCUGUGGUGUGCUUCAGCCUGGAAUGAUAACGGCAGAGAGGCCUUGGUGGAUCCCUCCAAAGCCGAGCUCCUCUACAGAACGGACUUCUUCCCCGGUCUAGGCUGGAUGCUGCUGAAGGAGUUAUGGGAUGAACUGGAGCCCAAAUGGCCCUCGGCAUUCUGGGACGACUGGAUGCGUCAACCGGAGCAGCGUAAGGAGCGCUCCUGCAUCCGGCCCGAGAUCUCCCGGACUAUCACCUUUGGCCGCAAAGGCGUCAGUUUAGGUCAAUUCUUUGACCAGUACCUUCGCUACAUUAAGCUAAACACUGACUUUGUGCCUUUUACCAAACAGGAUUUGUCUUAUUUGCUAAAAGAGAAUUAUGAUGAAAAGUUUAUAAAAGAGAUGUACAGCGCCCCACUGGUGAAGAUUGAGGACCUGCAACAAGGGGGCAGCUUAAAAGGCCCUGGACCGUACCGGGUGCAGUACUCAAGCCGGGACAGUUUUAAAGUCUUUGCUCGAAAUCUGGGGGUGAUGGACGACUUGAAAUCUGGAGUUCCUCGUACAGGUUACAGGGGCGUAGUGGGAUUCCUGUUCCGGGGUCGGAGGGUGGUCCUGGCUCCACCAGAGGGCUGGACGCAGUAUGACGUCAGCUGGAGCUGAGGCACUGGUCCACACUGUACUAUGGGAUUGGUGUUGGAGAGGGGACACAGCCUUACUAAGAGGGACACCCUCUCAGACCAAAGAAUAUCAGCAGACUCAGUGGUUCAUGAAGGAAUGAAACCAGCACAGAUGGAGCUGCACAUCCAUGGAGCAUGGAGUGUUGAGCCAGGUCGCUUUGUUAGGGAAGCUUUUAAAAGAGGGUGUUCAUUCAGGAUCAGCAAGUUCAAAGGCCACACAGAAUUUACAGAGAGUGUAAAAUUGUUAGGAAAAGAAAGUUCCACCCUUAAACACAGUUUCAACAUAGCUAUUGGCAAUGUGCCUUGCUUUCUGGGCCCAUUUAGUUUGGUGUAUUUUUUUAUUCCUUUUGAAAAAGUGGCCAAAUGUAGACUUAAGAAGUUUGCAACAGCGGUAAAUGGAGUUUGGUAGCAUAAAAUCAUUUGAAUUGUGACCAGAAAGGGAUUGUUCCAGUGUCUGAGAUAAUACACUGGAGGCCAGACACAAGCAGAGUGAUCAUCUCUACAACUUGGGAGAAAAACAAUGUUCUGUAUAAAAUCUUCGGUAAUUUUUUUUACAUGUUGCAAAGUUUGGGAAAUUGAUCCAACUCGUCAGCUCAUGUUACCGUUUAAGUCUAUACACUAAUCAGAAGCAGGAAAAUGCUUGGCUUAUACAAUGUUUUUGGUGGUAAACCGAGUCCUAGCCUUGGUGGUUAACAUUAAAGAUGGAAGAGACAUCAACUUCCCAAAAGACAGUGAACUGAUCCAGGGCCAGCUAACUCUGUGUCACUGUCCUGCUGUGCUAUCUCCCGGAGCUCUGAGCAACUCAUCAGAUCUGUUCUGGGAAUGUUGAAGGAUCAUAAGACACCUAUAAGGUGGUGACAAACAAAAUAAUCAUUUUAAUUUACAUAGUAUGUUUCCAAAAACAAGUUUACAAUAAAUGGAAAUUAAACACAAAUUAGAAUAUGGUCAGUGCAGCCAUGAAAUAGAAACAUAGAUAAAAGACAAUGAGUACAAAUCUUUUGUUUUAUGCUUUUAUUCAUUUUUCUUAUUUUAUGAAUUGAGUUUUUAAAAGAGGACACUGAGGUAGCUUGUCUAGGCCUCCACCCUCUGUCUCCAGCCUCGUCCAUGCUCUGUUUGGACUGUAGUAGAGGAGACCUUUCUUGGCUGACGUAAAUUGUGUGUUUUGUUGCUUUACACCCGCCUGCCCACGUUUUUUUUCCCCUAGCUUACAGAUCACUUGGAAUAGUACAACGCAUUUCAUGAGCUGCUCAUCAGAAUCCUCUUUAUUGGCCAAGUAUGUGUACACAUACAUGAACAUUUGAAUUGCUUUGAGUUGCUUUCAAUGUACUAGACCUAGACAUAAAGUUAGAAACAAAGCUGAACAAAGAGAGGCACAAAUAAACAGAACUGUUAUACAAGUAGGUGCAAACUCAUUGGCUAAGUUCAUUGACUUGUCCGUGUUCCGGGAGAUAACAGCAGAACCAUGACAUGUGAUCAAACAGUCCUGAAUCCCAGCUACAGCUUCACUAGAUCAGAACUCACAGCGGACUACGUUUGUGUGGGGAACUUAGGGUAUAAUAGCCAGAAAGUAAAACCACUAAAACCCCCUGACACCCCUUACAAUGGAGUUGUUCCUGAACGAUAAGCACUGCUGUCCUUAGAUCAGUUCAUGAACUUAGCCUUGAAAGUGGUGUGAUGACCAUGCACAACACUAAAUCAAAGCAGAGCGAUGAUCUUGCAGUGUUAGGGGGGAGACACUACGGGCUAAACUUCACUUUUCAGUUUUUGGGCUAUUUUGCUAACAUGUCUUCUGUCAGACUAGUGGGGGAAAACCUCAAAUACGCAUUCAUGUGUUGAUUUGAUCACACUUAGUCUAUUUGGGUCUGUAGAUUUCUCCUAAAUUCAACAAAAGUCCGCAUUAGACAAUGACUCAUUUGCAUAUUUAAACAUUUCAGAAUACUUGUAAUACAAAAAUAAUUACUGUUUUAAUGAAAGUAAUCAACUGGGGCAGUUUUCAUGCUGAUAUAAAAUAUUUCACCCUAACCACCUGUACGGUCUUCAGAAUUUGGGAAUUUGACAAUCCAUAUCUUUUAAAAGCCGUUUUACUCUGAUCCAGAACUCUCCACUUCAGUAGCACUUCCAUACAAGCUUUUCACAUGUAUUCCUGUCUGUAUUCUGAAGGUUUUAACAGAGGGGUUUGUUCACAUAAUUAUAGCUUGAUUUAUGUAACAUUUUAUUCCUAAAAAUUUAGAUUUCUUUUUUCAUGGCUGUUGACAGUAUGUGAUUUGUGUGAUAAAAAGAUAUCCAAAAUCUGUAAAAACCUUUGACUCUAAUAGGUUAACAAAAUGAAACUAACAUUUUGAACCUGGCUUUAUGUUUAUGGAAAUGUGUGCAAAUUAGCUCAUAUUCAACUAGAUGUCUUAUUUGCAUAUUUCAACAUAACAUUUCAGAAAACGUAAUGUAAAAAAUGAUUUCACGCUGGUAUCCGAUGCUUCAAAUAUUUAUUUUUAGUGUCUCCAGUCUCCACUUCAACCUCUAUAUGCUUCCAAUGUAGUCGGUCAGAGCACAGUUAAAGCUAUGGUGCGUAGUUUCUGUCGCCCCUAUGAGGAAUUCUAAGUAAUGACAACAACACUGUCUGCGCAUCCAUGUGAU
This is a messenger RNA of Perca flavescens (yellow perch), 5939 nucleotides long. It is a transcript of the gene mgat1b, whose product is annotated as alpha-1,3-mannosyl-glycoprotein 2-beta-N-acetylglucosaminyltransferase b. The record is from RefSeq and is a predicted model, not a curated record. Gene Ontology annotation, biological process: protein N-linked glycosylation. Gene Ontology annotation, molecular function: alpha-1,3-mannosylglycoprotein 2-beta-N-acetylglucosaminyltransferase activity. Lineage: Eukaryota; Metazoa; Chordata; Actinopteri; Perciformes; Percidae. Gene Ontology annotation, cellular component: Golgi apparatus. The coding region runs from base 1720 to 3291 and encodes 523 amino acids. The transcript is spliced from 4 exons.